Molecule: messenger RNA, 403 nt
Organism: Drosophila eugracilis
Lineage: Eukaryota; Metazoa; Arthropoda; Insecta; Diptera; Drosophilidae
Exons: 1
Coding region: 110-403 (97 amino acids)
Source: RefSeq, a predicted model, not a curated record
UAAAAUACGAAUAAAAAAUUUUUAUUGGUGGCAAUCAUUUUCAACAGUCAUUUUGACAUUGCUUCCUUAACUUUGUUACUGGUGAAAAAAAAAAAAAAAAGGCAAAACAAUGCCUUCGCCCAAAACUCCGGUUUCAUCGCGAUGUGGCUAUCUGCGCAAUCGCAAACGUAUCCAUGUGCAUCCCAUAUCACUACUAAGUAAGAAGACGAAGACCGAUAACAACCAAAAGUCUGACCUAGAUGAUUCCGCUGCUAACGAUGCAGAACUCUCGAACUACUCAAAGGACACGUCGGUGGAAUCGGAAUUCAAGCUAAAUGCUUCGGAUAGUGGCUUUGACGACAGCCAGGAUAUUGGCAAGACUGAUCGCGAUCCCCAACGCAAGGUGAAGAAGAAUCCUUUCUAG